This is a messenger RNA of Funneliformis geosporum, 1396 nucleotides long. NCBI's taxonomy places the organism in Eukaryota, Fungi, Glomeromycota, Glomeromycetes, Glomerales, Glomeraceae. The record is from the annotation of a GenBank genome assembly.
GUUUGUGCAAAUAAUAUGCAGGACCUGAUUUAUAAAUGGGGUCAGGUCAGUGUCAAUAAAGCCUAUGUUGCUCCUGUUACUAGUGAUGAUGAGAAUAUGAAAGAUAAUUUGACGCAUAUAAUUAAAAAGUUAUCUCAUAGUGAUCAAAAUGGAAAAUCUGCUUCUAAACUGAAGGAAUUUGCCUCAAAUUUAUCUGUUUGUCAUGGCUCAAGCUUCUCUUCUUCAACUCAUAUGAGCAAUACCGAGAAAAAAAGCUGGUUGCAAGAAGUUCGUGAUUUAGAUGGAAAUCCCGAAGGUAUCAUUCUCAUAUAUCGAAAAAUGCAACAGCCUCUUCAACACGAAAACCCACAAAUUUCUAAUACUAAUGCAUCAACGAUUCAUACGAUACAAAAUAUGUUAACUUCUCAAAUUAUAAUAACACGUGAUACAAAUUCCACAAGGCCACAUUUUCCAAUUAUUGUGGAUCUUACUACCUGGGUGCAGCCAGCCGGAGCUGAAAUUGGUACUGCAACAUCAGAAAUAAUUGCAACGCCAGUGACAAGAACGAAAGUUUCAAUGACAAAUCCUCAAAUUUCAGGAACUGUAGAUAUCUUUGCACACUCUUCUACAGCUAUUCUGCCUGCUUCGCAGUCUUACAACAACUCCUCCAACACGUCUGCCGUACCUGUAGUCACCAUAUCUGCUCUCUUAACACCUAACUCACGCAUUGAAGAACUCUUGGAAGCCUUAACAAUUGAACAACUGUCAAUGAUCGAAAGGACUGUGCAACUUAUUAAGAGAAAGAAGGAAGAAAAAGUUAUAAGAUGUCAGUUAACUUCUAUCCUUACCUCUGGAACUCUUGUAGAUAGUGGACUGUUGACUAAUGAAAUAUCAACUUAUUACAUGUCAAUUAAAGAGUCUUGUCCAACCGAAAAUAAUCCACCUGCUUAUGGCAUAUGUUUUGUUGAUACAGCGACUGGCGAAUUUAACCUUAUGUCAUUUGUUGAUGAUAUUAAUCGGACUCAAUUCAAAACUUUAAUCAUGCAAGUGAAACCAAAAGAAAUUGUAUAUGAAAAAGUUAGUAUUUGCGAACUUAAUCCAAUUUUUUAUAAGCAAAUUGAAUUUUGGGAUGCAAAUGCUACUUGGGAUGAUAUUAGUUGUUCUCGAUAUUUUUCUAAUAAACAAAAUUUAACUGGGAAAGAUGACGACAAUGAUGAGACGAUGGAAAAUGGUAAUAAUAGAUAUGACCCAGAAAUUUGGCCUGAAGCCAUUAAAGCAGCUAAGAACAGGCCUUUGAUAUUAUCUGCAUUAGGUGGUAGAACUAAUUUGGUAUUUACGUUUGAACUUAACAAUGAUGAAGACAAUGCUAAUAUUAGUGAUUCUGCUCAAACUAAUAGUACAGUUGGUAUAGAAACAA